AUGACAUUACAGAGGUGGAUGUGGCUGAACAAGGCUCAUGGAGAUGAGUCAUUUUAUGUCAUUCUAUCGGUAGCGUCAGAUGGGAGUGUAAUGUUGGAUGAGACACUUGAGCUAGUCAGGACGCAUGAUCCUAGGUUGAAUAAGGGGAAGAAGUACCAAGCAAGAGUUAGUAGCUGUGAGGAUAGUGAGACCGAUGACGAUAAAGGAUAUAAUAGCGAAGGAUAUGAGGGCAUAAAUACUGCUCAUGACGAUGAACCACUGAAAUCGCUCAACCACUGCUGCAGAAUGGGAACAACGGGUAACCAAGAAUUUCUUCUGCAGAGUGCCACUCAGACCACGCUACCUUCCAACUUAGCUUCCAUUGAAGACUGCAGAGAUAACAAUAUCAAUGAUACUUCUGAUUCUCCACACUUGAGUCUCCAACCAAGGCCCAUUUUAACAUCAGGGUUGUCAAAAACCAGAAACGAAGACGUCAGUGAACCGAGAACCUACAAGCCAGACGGGGUCGCCACAUCCACCUCGACUUUACUCGCCUUUCACCAGCCCACAGUUGUGGAAAAAGUCCAACCCACAGCCCGCAGUCUCUCGGAAAUCAAUGCAGCAAUCUAG
Messenger RNA from Lindgomyces ingoldianus, 609 nucleotides. RefSeq lists its product as uncharacterized. Lineage: Eukaryota; Fungi; Ascomycota; Dothideomycetes; Pleosporales; Lindgomycetaceae. The record is from RefSeq and is a predicted model, not a curated record. Bases 1 to 609 code for a protein of 202 amino acids. The transcript has 3 exons.